Trichoplax adhaerens is the source of this 1072-nucleotide messenger RNA. RefSeq lists its product as hypothetical. Gene Ontology annotation, biological process: heterophilic cell-cell adhesion; establishment or maintenance of epithelial cell apical/basal polarity. The record is from RefSeq and is a predicted model, not a curated record. Gene Ontology annotation, molecular function: calcium ion binding. NCBI's taxonomy places the organism in Eukaryota, Metazoa, Placozoa, Uniplacotomia, Trichoplacea, Trichoplacidae. The coding region runs from base 104 to 1072 and encodes 322 amino acids. Gene Ontology annotation, cellular component: plasma membrane; protein-containing complex. The transcript has 6 exons.
ACUUUUCAUCCUAGACGUGACCCUGGAGCCAUCUUAUAAGCGCUGAGAUUGACAAUAUCGAAGUCAAAAACAUAUACUUUAAAUUUACUGGAACGUAUAGGCUAUGUAUUUCCAUAAUAUUGCCCUAUUUUUGACAUUCCUGGCGAUUUGCAAUGGCCAAUCUGGACAAGAUCCAUGUGUUGGCUAUAAGGAACUUCGCGAAACCGAUCGAUCGGCUACUGUUAAAAGUUCAUUUCCAAUAAAAUGCGAUACGAAUGUCAAUCCGGAAUUGUGGUAUCGAUUUAAUGGAGGCCGCAAUAGCCAAAUGAUGUUAACUAAAUGUGUUGAACGCUAUAUGGUAUGCGGUGCUUUUUCAGUUGGAUGGAUGAAAGGAAACCAUCCUAGCGUUGAAGAAGGCAUCGUCAACAGAACUGCUUGCUUUUAUUUUGGUCGUAAUUGCUGCCAAUCGUCAAAGCGAAUCCAAGUUCGCAAUUGCGGCCGAUUUUUCGUGUACAAGUUAAAACCAUUUUCGGCCUGUAAUAAAAGAUACUGCGGUGCCAAGAGAAAUUUUUGCGAUCCCGAUCUUUGUCAGCACGGAAAAUGUCUAGGGCAUAAUUCCGGCUACCGAUGUAAAUGCGACCAGGGUUAUUCAGGUAAAAAUUGCCAUCUCCGAGAUUACUGUGCCUCUAAUCCUUGCCAGAAUGGCGUUUGUAAAUUGUCAACCAAUGGCUAUCAAUGCCUAUGCAAUAAUGGCUACGCUGGUGAGCAUUGCAAUGUAGCAGUUUCACAAGGUUCACCAACUACUCACCUCGUAUCCACAACAGCUCCAUCAAAAGUUUCAAAUUCUAAUAACAUAACCCAGCAGAUGGAAUCCAUGGGCAAACAGCUGAACGAUUUAACCAAAUCAAUUGCUUCUAUAGCCAGGCAAUCUAGUCAACUUUUCAGUGAAUAUCAACUAUUAAAAAAGAACCUUGAUACGUUAAAAUUGUUGCAGAAUCAUCCAUCUGAGGACAUUAUCGAGAAAGUUUGUACUGAAUAUCAGCAGCAAGCUAAUAUUGCUGACGCAAAGUAUAAUGAAUCACUAAAAGUAUAA